Molecule: messenger RNA, 1062 nt
Organism: Ziziphus jujuba (common jujube)
Lineage: Eukaryota; Viridiplantae; Streptophyta; Magnoliopsida; Rosales; Rhamnaceae
Exons: 3
Coding region: 1-1062 (353 amino acids)
Molecular function (GO): protein dimerization activity
Source: RefSeq, a predicted model, not a curated record
AUGGAGUAUGAGGAGAUAAAAGACCAUGUAAACAAAAUGAAAGCGAAGUGGGAAACCUAUGGUUGUACAAUCAUGUGUGAUGGAUGGACAGGUCCCACCAGGAUGUCUAUUAUUAAUUUCAUGGUUUACUCAAAAGGAAGCACAGUUUUUCUAAAAUCUAUUGAUGCUUCAAAUCAAACAAAGGAUCAUAAAUACAUAUAUGAGCAAUUGAAGAAAAUAAUUCUGAAAGUUGGGAAGAAAACUGUGGUACAAAUUGUAACAGACAAUGGCUCUGCAUUUGUUAAAGCUGGGAAGAAAUUAAUGGGAGAUUACAAUUUGUACUGGACUCCAUGUGCAGCACAUUGCAUUGAUCUCAUGUUUGAAGAUAUUGGGAAGAAUGAGAAUGUGGCUAUUGUGAUCAAGCAAGCUAGAGCAAUCACAACUUACAUUUACAAUCAUAAUUGGUUGCUAGCAAAAAUGUGUAAAACUUGCAAAGGUGACAUCAUUCGUUCGGGACUUACACGAUUUGCCACAAACUAUCUUGCGCUUGAUAGCUUGGUUAAAAAGAAAGCAGGACUUAAGCAACUAUUCACAUCUACUGAUUGGACUAAUCAUAAUUAUAGUGCUUCAAAAGAAGGCCAAACAGUGGAAAAUAUAAUACUUAAUCAUACUUUUUGGGAUCAAGCACAUAAGAUGUGUCAAUUAUUUGAGUCUUUAUAUAAGUUUUUACGUAUUGUUGACACCGAGGUUUAUCCAACAAUAGGAGCAAUGUAUGAGUUGAUGGGAAUUGUUAAAGAGAAACUUGACAAAAUGCAUGGUGCAAAGUGGAUAUUAAAAAUUAUCAAUAAUAGGUGGGAUAAAACCUUAAAGCAUCCAUUACAUGCAGCAGCUUACAUACUUCAAGGAUGCAAGGAAAGGAUUUGCAGACCAACAGCAAUUGCUUCUAGAAAAGAGAUGUCUCCUGUUGAAUGGUGGAUCAUGUAUGGUGAUAGUGCACCUACAGUAAAAAAAUUGGCAUUGAAAGUUUUGUCACAAACAGCAUCAUCCUCUACCUAUGAAAGAAAUUGGAGCACUUUGCACUAA